AUGGAAAUUAUGGAAGAUGGUAAUUUAGUAGACCGUGUUAGAAUUUUGUUACAACGAGACAUGCAAUAUUAUCAGGAAAUGCAAACCGUGUUGAAAGAACCACUUUGUUCGCGUGUAAGUGGUGGAAAACUUGAUUUCCCAAGGCAUGCUUCAUUCGCUGCUGUUAAAAUCGUUAUGUGGUGGGAAGCAGAUUUUCAAGCUGCAUUUGAACGUCAUUCCGAUUUGACAAAUUUAAUGGAAAAUGAGACUUCUGCAAUCGUAGAAAAUGAAGAGAAAGUUAUUAAAAAAAUUCAACCUUCCGAAUUUGUAUUACUUGUUGUCGAUACUGCCGAUAAAUUAUUAGAACAUUUACAUUUACUUAUUCAAGAAUCAUUAGAUCAUGCAGAUUUGACAGUAUUAACAGCUACUUUAGGAGCAGCUGCAUUGAUACGAAAUUCUCUAUGGUGUUAUAAUCAACAGGCCAAAAAUUAUUCCUUACAAUCAAGCGAGAAAUUAAACACAUCGUAUAAGUCUUAUCAUGAAAUGACUGAAGCUGUGGCAGAACGAUUGUUGGAUUUGCAUUGUCGUUUAAUUUCAUUAUAUAUACUUAACGAAGCUGAUUCUCUUAGUUGGCAUGAUAAUAAAUCAUUUUUUGAACGAGAACGUUGCUCUUUCGUAAUUCAAAUGUGGUGGCUAUAUAUGAAUGGAACCAAAGCAGAUUUAUGGAGUACCGUAUCUCCAAAAAUGGCACAACGCGUUUUUUCUGGGAUGUUGAACGAGUCUUUAUCUAUUAUUGUAACAAGAUUUAUUUAUGGCCGACCAAGUUUGGCACGAGCUGAACAAUUUUGGACAGAUGCUUUUAACGUCCUUUGCUGUACCGGAUAUCUUGCUUUGGCUGUUUGCGUAAAUGCCAAUGAAAUGAUCGGAAUGAAAUUAAAUAAAUUGCCUACUGCUAUUAGAGAUAUACAUACAAAAUGUAAUGAGUUAUUAAUUUGCUUAUUAUUAAGAGGUACACCUCUUCAAGAAUUAUAUCAGGUGUUUCGUGUUGGAUUUGAAAAUUUAACGAUUCUACAAACGCGUCGUGAACCUGCUCCCUGGUUAUUAAUAUGCGCGCCAAAUUUAUUGGGUUCUAUCGAUUCUGAUGUAUAUAUUUCAAAUUUACCUCCGGAUCGACUUGUGAUUUUAGAAUUAAAUAUUCUUAGACAUCAACCUCAGCCGAAUUGGCCUCAAUUAAUGAAGAUAAUUUUUAUGAACAAUUGUGCAGUAGCCAAAAUAUUAUUAAACACUCUCAUAUAUAAAUGUGGUAAUUUUACAUGUGAAAACGAAUUUGAAAAUUUCAAGAAAUUCGAUAAAAAGAAUUGUGGUGGUUUUUUAUGUAGUGGUGCAAUGUGCAAUCCAUCAAUAAAAAUAACAUCAGCAUUGAGCCUUUAUAGUUUAAUGUACAUUUUAACAUGUACAGCACAGGAUCCUGGUUACGUUAUUAUACCAGCUUUAAAACAAAAUUCUGAGUGGUCUAAUUAUCUUGAUCGGCAACAGGUUUGGAACCAAUCAAGGCCUCCUUGGUUAAAUGCAAUUUUAAAUCCAUUAAAGGAUAUGAUGCAACCAAUUAUUGAAAUACUUUUAAAAGCUGUAAAAACAGGAGCUAGUAUGUAUCAGGCAAUGUCACUAGUGAUUGGCUGUUUCACCGAGUUAUAUGUAACAUUACCACUUGCAAUUUUGAAAACUGUACUCGCGUUAAAUGAUAAUAUUCCUGCCCAUUGUCAUCCAAUUGGUGGAAAUGUUCUUCUUCAUGUUUUGUGUGCAUCUCUUUAUACCGCUCUUAUUGAAUUCUCAAAAAAUUGCGAAGUAGAGAUAGAAGAUAGUUCAACAUCUAAAGAUUGUGAAUUAAAUAUCUUUAAUCCUAAUGAUAUAUCAGCAACUAUGACUACUUUAGCUGAAGCUAUUUGUAGUAUCGAUGAAGAUAACAAGCAUACUUCACAAAUUGACGAUUUCUUUCAACUUGUAAAAAAAAAUGUGCAAACAUUAAAUACAAAUUCGCGUAUCGAUGAAACAAAUAUGUCUUCUAUUAUUGAGGUAUAUACCGAUGAAUUAUUAUUCACCAGUUCGGGACGUCAAGCUUUGAAGGUGGUUCAUGAAUUUUUAAUUCAUGCAUCGGAUUUAAUAUUGAAUAAUUUAAGGCAAAAUAAUGUCGAUAGGCUUAAGGACGAUAUACCUGAAAUUACACCUCUUUCUAAACCAUUAACUCAUAUAAUGUUCCAUAUUGAAGAUACUGCAUUUGAUCAAUUUUUAAUUCAAUACGAGAAAACGAAUUGGCGGAAAAUUUUAACAAUGCCACUUUCUAUAACUGUGGAUCACGCACGAAGUCAAAUUUUGUCACGACCAGAAUUUAAAAAUAUCGGUGAAUUGACUAAUGAAAAUAGGGAAGCAGUGUAUUCACUUAAGAAACUUUGUUCUUCUACAAAGACAGCACACUUUAAAUAAUACUUAUAAAUUAUAUAAAAAUUAACACGAAAUAAAUUAAUUCCAAAAUUAA
Apis florea (little honeybee) is the source of this 2512-nucleotide messenger RNA. RefSeq lists its product as uncharacterized. Lineage: Eukaryota; Metazoa; Arthropoda; Insecta; Hymenoptera; Apidae. The record is from RefSeq and is a predicted model, not a curated record.